Messenger RNA from Xenopus tropicalis (tropical clawed frog), 2121 nucleotides. The record is from RefSeq and is a predicted model, not a curated record. NCBI's taxonomy places the organism in Eukaryota, Metazoa, Chordata, Amphibia, Anura, Pipidae.
GGUAUUAAGUAGAACUGAGGAAGGGAAACCUGAGCCUGUGGGAUAUUCUCCAGCCCUGAGUCAUUAUACAGAGCUCUCUCCCUGCGGCUCCCCCUGCCCUGGCCCAGGAGAGACGCCCUACUGAUUAUGUGCUGCAAAGAGUCCGGAGCUGCCCUGAAACCAAACAAAGUCUGUAGGAUCUGCUGUCUGUGCCUCUGGGACUGGGCUCCCUGCCACCCACUCACCCUGGCACAGGUACCACCCGGGUACUGAGGGAGCACCGGCACGAUCUGUCCCACAGACUCACAAAGUUCUCAAAAUGUCGGACGGAGACGUCAUACUGAAGGAAAUUGAGAAUGGGGAGCAAAGGUUUCCCAGAAGAAUAAUUCACUUUGCUAGCGGAGAGACGAUGGAGGAAUACAGCACAGAAGAAGAAGAAGAGGAGGAAGAGGAGGAAAGGAUUGAUUUUCGCAGUGUGGACACGGCAAAGAUGAGCUGGAAAUCCUACAUUCAGUUCUGGGUGAUCCGAAUAGCAACCGGCGCCUUCUAUACCUGUGACUUUCUGGGGGGCAGACUGGCAACCCUGUUUGGCCUGACCGUCCCCAAAUAUCAGUAUGCCAUUGAUGAAUACGACCGAAGGCAGGAGGAGGACAGCAGUGAUGAAGAAGGGCAAGAAAUGCCAGAAAUGGCUGAGAUCCAAACUGAAAAACAGCAUCUCCCAACCCAAAGCGCUGAGUACGGCACCAUCUCCCUAAAAGACAGACCUGCCCAGUACGGAGACGACUGUCACAUGAGCUCAGAGACCCACCAAUCACAUGAGACGUAGACCACAUUUCAGACAGAAGAUGAUUGGCUUCUGUGAUUUCGUCCCACUGACUUAUUGGCCAAUAAGAAAAUGCCCAAUAGCUAUGGGAAGGGCCUCAGGGUGUAAUCCUUAUAGUAUAGAUGCCAAAAUGAAGGGCCAGUGCCUCCCAGAGGAGCCCAGAGUAUUGGGGGAAUUGGGGAUGGGGGCUUAUUCGCUCUCAUGAUAUUCCAUGAACAAUAGUGGGAUUGGCUGGCCCUUGUUAUGAGGAAAGAGGGACUACGUGCUGGAAAUUGGGAGUUAGACCUCGAGCCAUGGUGGGGCUCAGCGAGUCCCUAUAAUUCUUUGUUAGUGGAUGCUGGGAGAGGUAUUUCUACAACACUUGAUUGGCUACAGGCUGGGCAACACUUAUAUAAAGGACAACUGCCACCAUCUUGCUCUGCUGCAUCUGCUCUUCCCAGUCUUCUACUGCUCCAUGGGGCCCCGAGUUGUGCAGGGCCAAGGGCAGUCACCCCUAGCUGGGCCACCUUGUGCUCUAAAGGGGCCUACAUGCAACACUCAAUGGACCAUGAAGAGAAUGUUCCAACUGUUCUGAGCUUUUGAGAUAGAGACUGUAACUGCCUCAACCCCAUGGGCAUCAUCUGUAGCCUUCUACUGCCUGCAGACCUGCUGCCUGGUGAUGCCAACUUGUUUUUAUUAUCCAGGGAAUGGCGCUUCCUUAGGAAGAACUGUCAGUCACGUGCCCAGUGCCACCAACUUGUUGGAGGAUAACAGAGUGUGUGUGUUUAAAUGAUGUAGGCCCAAUCAAAAUAAAGCCCCAGAGUUCUGUAGCUGGACCAUAUGGGAAUUAUGGGAAGGGGCCACACACAGGGACAUGGUCUGUCACAUGGGAAGUGUGAGGGGGGGGUUCCUCUGGGUUCCCUGGUGUCCGCCCUCCGCCCAAACCCACACAGGCAGGUUAAUUGGCUCCUAAUAAAACUCCCCCUGGUGAGUGUGACAGGGAGUUAGAUUGUAAGCUCCCUGGGGCUGAUGGGAAUGUGACAGGGAGUUAGAUUGUAAGCUCCCUGGGGCUGAUGGGAAUGUGACAGGGACGUUAGAUUGUAAGCUCCCUGGGGCUGAUGGGAAUGUGACAGGGACGUUAGAUUGUAAGCUCCCUGGGGCUGAUGGGAAUGUGACAGGGACGUUAGAUUGUAAGCUCCCUGGGGCUGAUGGGAAUGUGACAGGGACGUUAGAUUGUAAGCUCCACUGGGGCAGGGACUGAUGGGAAUGAUGUAGAAGCUCUGUACAACGCUGCACAAUGACGCUGCUAUGUAAAUAAAAGAUAAUAGAAAAAGUGCAAA